Photinus pyralis (common eastern firefly) is the source of this 2489-nucleotide messenger RNA. RefSeq names its product organic cation transporter protein-like. Lineage: Eukaryota; Metazoa; Arthropoda; Insecta; Coleoptera; Lampyridae. The record is from RefSeq and is a predicted model, not a curated record. Gene Ontology annotation, biological process: transmembrane transport. Gene Ontology annotation, molecular function: transmembrane transporter activity. The coding region runs from base 639 to 2336 and encodes 565 amino acids. Gene Ontology annotation, cellular component: membrane. The transcript is spliced from 9 exons.
ACACAAUUGCAUAUAAAGCAUGUUCUCCAAGUUGUCAAACAUUAAUUCCCUAACAAUUACAAAAUCACAAGAACUUAAGGCGGAACUAAUUAGUUGUGGGUAACAAUAUGUAUAUCUAAUAACAACAAAACUGUAGGUAGGUAUACUGCUCCAGUACGCUAAAUAUACCAGAGAAGUAGAGAAGAUAUUGGUGUUUUCCAUGAUUUACGAUUAUACAGUUUUAUUUAGUAAAAAUAUUUUGCGAUUACCCUUAUCUUCAAUGAAGGGAUUUAUCAUAAAAAAAUCAACGAUAAACGCGAAAAUGAACAUUCUCCUGGUCGUUAAUUAAUAGAGUGCGUCAGUGAAUUGUCUGAAUCAACGGUGAAUAAAAAUUUCAUUUAAUAACGAUUUGUUGUAGGUACUCUCAUGUUCAUAUAGAGAACUAACAAAAUGAGACAUAUAACUCAAAAAUGAAAGUAGCCAUGAAAUCUCUACUUCUGGUAUCGUAAAUUUGGACGCCCUGUACAUGUUCAAAUGACCCAGGGUCGCUACUUUUUUAACGUAAUUGUUCUACUUCUGACCCCGUAUGCUACAUCUCGUAUAGUGCCUAAUCACAUUCACCCCUACAAUUUGCAAAGGCGCCAAUUUUCACAACCACAAUGACGGCUGACACCUGUUUGGACAGCGUUCUGGAAGACAUUGGCAGCUUCGGAAAAUAUCAAAGCAAAAUUGUAACUCUGAUUCUCGUGGUUGCCGCAAUGGUAUAUUUUCCAAUAAUUGUAUGGGCUUUUGAAGCAAGACAGAUGAAACAUAGAUGCCAGAUUCCUGGCUACGAAUCAUCUCCGACGGAGUACAUGCCACAUUGGUGGACAGAUGCAAUUCCCUCUAUUCACAACGAACCGGCCUAUUGUGAAAGAUACAAAUGCAGUCUCCACAAUGUUACCUCCAAUAAUUAUGCUUUAUGUUCUGGAUUCGAUAAGACCAAAGUUGAAAGUUGCAAUGAAUUUGUAUACGAAAUAAAUAAAACUUCGAUUUUGCAGGAUUUCAACCUCCAUUGCAAUGAAAAUACAUGGAAAUUGACACUAGUGGGUACAAUUAAUAGCAUAGGUGGAAUACUAGGCCUACCUAUUUCCGGAAUGUUAUCUGACAGAUUUGGAAGAAAAACCAUUUUAAUAUCCAGUGUAGCAUUAAGCGCAUUAUGUGGCAUUAUACGUUCUUUCAGCAACACGUACACUUUUUUUCUCGUUAUGGAGUUUGUGGAUGCCUUUUCUAAAGCAGGGUCAUAUUCCACUUGCUUCAUUAUAGGUGCUGAAUUCGUUAGUCCCGAUAAACGCGUCCUCAUGAGCGUUUUAAUAAAUAUAGCAACGUCAGUAGGAGGAAUGAUUGUAGGAUGCGUCGCCUGGGCUGUUCCAACCUGGAGAAUGCUUGAUCAAAUACUAUAUGGAUCCUGCUUCAUUAUUUUAUCGUACUACUGGUUCCUUCCAGAAUCCCUGAGAUGGUUACUGACGAAAAAACGCUAUGAACAUGCGUCGCGAAUACUAAGUACCAUUGCAAAGACCAAUGGAACCACAUUAUCGAAAGAGCACAUGAACCAGCUUUUCCAUACGGAACCGUUGCUUGAAAACACCGAGACGUAUCCGCUGCGCAGAUUACUUCAGUCUCCCAUUCUUACAAGGCGUUUUGUUAACUGUUGUGUGUGUUGGAUGUUUUGCUUGAUUUCGUAUUACGGUCUGACUAUAAAUGCUAUCUCCUUGUCCAACAAUGGGUACGUGGAUUUCAUUUUGUGUAUGUUCGUAGAAAUACCUGGAAACAUUGCGGCGCAUUUCUUAAUGAAUAGAAUUGGUAAAAGGUACUGCUUCACAUUAGCAUUCUUCAUUUGCGGUAUAUCGAGUGCAAGCUUCAUCUUUAUUCCACAUGACUUGUCUGUAAUCAGACUCUCCGUAUACCUCUUGGGCAAAUGUGCUGCAGCAAUAAACAUGACUGCCAUCUACUCAUUAACUUCGGAGAUAUUUCCGACUUCUUUACGCUCCUCACUAUUAACAAGUUGCUCCAUGUUCGGUCGAUUUGGUAUAGUGGUGGCCAGCCAAACGCCGCUGUUGGAGCUGUAUUGGCAACCUCUACCAUUAGUACUUUUUGCACUAACUGCUUUUGCGGGAAGCAUUCUGACACUGAGAUUUCCCGAGACGUUAAACGAAACACUCCCUAAUACAAUAGAACAGGCGGAAAAUAUCGGCAGAAGAAAAACCAGUGAGCGGAUAUCACAAAAUGAACAAACGUGUACGGAAGAAAUAGAAAAACUUACCACCAAGAAUAUACCUCUUGGUACAGUUUUGGUAAUGAGUACUGAAGAACAUUAAAAACGAAACACGAUUAAUUAUUGUCACACUGCCACUGUUAUCGUUUCCGACUAUGAGGUAAUUAGCAUUUACACGUAUCAAGUUACCCGGUUAAUUGAUAAUGUACUUACAUCUGUGAUAAUACUUUUCGAACUACUAGCUAAUUAAAUUUAA